This is a messenger RNA of Odobenus rosmarus divergens (Pacific walrus), 3621 nucleotides long. RefSeq names its product glucosidase, beta (bile acid) 2 (gene GBA2). The record is from RefSeq and is a predicted model, not a curated record. Gene Ontology annotation, cellular component: membrane. Bases 553 to 3303 code for a protein of 916 amino acids. NCBI's taxonomy places the organism in Eukaryota, Metazoa, Chordata, Mammalia, Carnivora, Odobenidae. The transcript has 17 exons. Gene Ontology annotation, biological process: glucosylceramide catabolic process; central nervous system development; carbohydrate metabolic process. Gene Ontology annotation, molecular function: glucosylceramidase activity; beta-glucosidase activity.
GACCGGAAGGGGCUCUGGUCGUCCCGCCGCCUGGGGUCAACUUCCUACGGGCUGGCACCUGGGCGCAGGCGCUGUCCCAGACACCAACCGGCGGGACCCGGCGCCCUACCCAGGGAGGGGCCUGGCGCCACGGCCCUUGGACCGGGCUGAGGCUGCCGCGAGAUCCCAGGACGGUCCCGGGGGCGGUUCCUUGCGGGCUGGCCCCCGGGGCUCCUCCUCUUUUCGCGGACUCGGUAGCUCUUUGGCCGGGCAAACUAAUCACCGCGGCCCAAUGACGACGAGGCCUGACCCUUCCCUCCCAGGACCCAGAGAGACUACCGAGGGGGAGUCCGAGGCGGCUUCAUUGCUGUCGCCGCCAACGCCGCUGCAGCAACAGCUCCCAGGCUCCACAGAGACGCUAGCUCACCUCGGCUUUUCCCAGCGCCCGGCCCUCCGAGACGACACCUAACCACCACAGCCGCCCGCAUCUCGACUUGGCUGGCGAGGUAUUUUGUACCAAAAGACUUAGGACCCGGGACCAUCGAGGUCGUGGGGACCCAGGAUCCAGGAAACAUGGGAACUGGAGUCCCAGCCUCGGAGCAGACUAGGUGUGCCAAAGGGGAACCACAGAUUUAUUGCCCUGAAAAUGCUGGAGGCACUGAGGCUGGGCAGGUUACAGACUUCGAGAGCUCUGAGGACAAUCGACCCCAAAGUGAGCCAGGCUACAGCAAUCCGGAGGAUUCUGGGCAACUGAUGGCAUCUUAUGAAGGUAAAGCUAAGGGCUACCAGGUGCCUCCCUUUGGCUGGCGCAUCUGCCUAGCUCAUGAAUUUGCAGAGAAGAGGAAACCCUUUAAUGCCAACAACGUGUCUCUAAGCAACCUGAUAAAGCAUCUGGGCAUGGGCUUGCGGUACUUGCAGUGGUGGUACCAGAAGACCCAGGUGGAGAAGAAGACACCUUUCAUUGACCUCAUCAAUUGUGUGCCCCUGAGACAGAUCUAUGGUUGUCCUUUGGGCGGCAUCGGGGGAGGCACUAUCACCCGAGGCUGGAGAGGCCAGUUCUGCCGCUGGCAGCUUGACCCUGGAAUGUACAAGCACCGAACGGUCGUCGCUGACCAGUUCACAGUGUGCUUGCGUCGGGAGGGGAAGACCGUGUACCAGCAAGUCCUGUCCGUGGAGCGCCCAAGUGUCCUGCGCAGCUGGAACUGGGGCCUGUGUGGGUACUUUGCAUUCUACCACGCCCUCUAUCCCCGAGCCUGGACUGUCUAUCAGCUUCCUGGCCAGAAUGUCACCCUCACCUGUCGCCAGAUCACACCCAUCUUGCCCCAUGACUACCAGGACAGCAGCCUGCCUGUAGGAGUCUUUGUGUGGGAUGUGGAAAAUGAAGGGGACGAAGCCCUGGAUGUGUCCAUCAUGUUCUCCAUGCGGAAUGGACUGGGGGUUGGAGAUGAUGCCCCAGGGGGAUUGUGGAAUGAGCCCUUCUGUCUGGAGCGUGAUGGGGAGACCGCACAGGGGCUGCUGCUGCAUCAUCCAACCCUUCCAAAUCCCUACACGAUGGCUGUGGCUGCACGACUCACGGCGGCUACCACGGUAACCCACAUCACAGCCUUUGACCCUGACAGCACUGGGCAGCAGGUGUGGCAAGAUCUACUUCAAGAUGGACAGCUGGACUCCCCUGCUGGCCGAAGCACCCCCUCGCAGAAAGGAGUAGGCAUCGCUGGGGCUGUGUGUGUUACAGGCAAGCUGCCACCUCGAGGCCAGUGCCGCCUGGAAUUCUCACUGGCUUGGGAUAUGCCCAGAAUCAUGUUUGGAGCUAAGGGCCAGGUCUACUACAGGCGGUACACGAGGUUCUUUGGCCGCGAUGGUAAUGCAGCGCCUGCCCUUAGCCACUAUGCCCUGUGCCGAUAUGUGGACUGGGAAGAGAAGAUCUCAGCUUGGCAGAGCCCAAUACUGGACGACAGAUCCUUGCCUGCCUGGUACAAAUCUGCGCUGUUCAAUGAACUAUACUUCCUGGCUGAUGGAGGCACAGUAUGGCUGGAAGUUCCCGAGGACUCCCUACCAGAGGAGCUGGUGGGGAGCAUGUGUCAGCUCCGCCCCAUCCUCCGGGAAUACGGUCGAUUUGGCUACCUGGAAGGCCAGGAAUAUCGCAUGUACAACACAUAUGACGUCCACUUUUACGCUUCCUUUGCCCUCGUCAUGCUCUGGCCCAAACUCGAGCUCAGCCUGCAGUAUGACAUGGCUCUGGCCACACUCAGGGAGGACCUGACACGGCGACAGUACCUGAUGAGUGGGGUAAUGGCACCUGUGAAAAGGAGGAACGUCAUCCCCCAUGAUAUUGGGGACCCAGAUGACGAGCCAUGGCUCCGAGUCAAUGCAUAUGUGGUCCACGAUACCGCGGACUGGAAGGACUUAAACCUGAAGUUUGUGCUGCAGGUUUAUCGAGACUAUUACCUGACGGGGGACCAGGGCUUCCUGAGAGACAUGUGGCCUGUGUGCCUGGCUGUGAUGGAGUCUGAAAUGAAGUUUGACAAGGACCAAGAUGGACUUAUUGAGAAUGGAGGCUAUGCAGACCAGACUUAUGAUGGAUGGAUCACCACAGGCCCCAGUGCUUACUGUGGAGGACUGUGGCUGGCAGCUGUGGCUGUGAUGGUCCAGAUGGCGGGUCUGUGUGGGGCACAGGACGUCCAGGAUAAGUUUUCUUCCAUCCUUAGACGGGGCCAAGAAGCCUAUGAGAGACUGCUGUGGAAUGGCCGCUAUUACAACUAUGACUGCAGCCCUCAGCCUCAGUCCUGUAGCAUCAUGUCUGACCAGUGCGCUGGCCAGUGGUUCCUGAGGGCCAGUGGUCUAGGAGAAGGAGACACCGAGGUAUUUCCUACCCGCCACGUGGUCUGUGCUCUCCAGACUAUCUUCGAGUUCAAUGUCCGGGCCUUUGCAGGAGGAGCCAUGGGGGCUGUGAAUGGGAUGCAGCCCCAUGGUGUCCCUGACAGAUCCAGUGUCCAGUCUGAUGAAGUCUGGGUGGGUGUAGUCUACGGGUUGGCAGCCACCAUGAUCCAGGAGGGCCUGACUUGGGAAGGCUUCCAGACAGCUGAAGGCUGCUACCGAACCGUGUGGGAGCGUCUGGGCCUGGCCUUCCAGACCCCUGAAGCAUACUGCCAGCAGCGGGUGUUCCGCUCGCUGGCCUACAUGCGGCCGCUGAGCAUCUGGGCCAUGCAGCUGGCCCUGCAGCAGCAGCACAGAAAGGCCUCCAAGCCAGUAGCCGAACAGGGCACAGGACUAAGCACAGGACCUAACCCUGGACCAAAGGAAGCCACAACAAACCCAAAGUGAGCCCUCUGAACUGUGGGAGGGAGGCUCUAACAGCCCAGCCUCCAGCCUGGCCUUUCCUCUUCCUCUUCACUGCUCCCCGCCCCCCAGCCUCCUGCAACCCUGAGCCACCAAGACAAUCAUGCCCCUUCCCUUCUCCCCACCCAAUCGUGCCAGUAAAGAGGGGUUGAAGGUGAUCCAAGCAUCAGAAUCACUUAUUUAUUUCUCUCCUCACCCAAUCCCCUCACUGCAUGAAAUGUUUAACGAGGUCGGUUGAUUCCCCCAGGCCCAUUCAUGGGGUGGUAGAUUUACAUGGGUACAAAUAAAAGACCCAGAAAGCCA